AUGCUCUUUCUUCUCGCUUACGCACUCGUGUUUGGUACGUCGCUGCUUCUGGCCUUUCGUCUCUUCAGCCUGAGUGGUUCUGUGCAGACUUCUACUUGCCAUUCUAAUGGCACUCUUUUCCACGCGCUUGACAACAAGGUCACUGUGGGGGGAAGAACGAGGGGCGCCAGCAGUGUUGUUACUGAUGGUCCGCAGGCAGAGAUGUUGCGUUUCCUUGGAGAAACGUGCUGCACACUUCCUGCGCGUGGUAAAGAUCUGCGGGUGUUGGCCGGCCCGAAGCAAUUCUUUAGUGAGCUGCUGCGACAAAUCAGUGCAGCCCAACAUCGUAUUGUUUUGUCUGCGCUGUAUAUUGGCGAUGGUCCGCUCGCCCGACAGCUUGUCACUGCGCUGAGAAACCGGGUGUCGAAGGCUCGUAGCGACAAAAAGGCACUCGAUGUGUGCAUUCUUCUGGACUACAAUCGGAUGCACGUUCGGCAAAACCUAAAGACUGUAGCAGAACUGCUAAACCUCCAAUCUGAGGCGGCGUCCCCUGGUGCCGACUCUGCUGUGAACGUGCGACUCUUUCUGUUCCAAUCGCCGUGUCGCUGGAAUUGGCUCGUGGCCCCAUUCGGCAGGGCUCGUGAGGCGCUUGGGGUACAACACACCAAAAUAUUCUGCUUCGACAACUGCCAGACGAUUCUCACCGGGGCGAACCUUUCCGACGACUAUUUCGACACCCGUGUUGACCGCUAUUUGGCUGUGCACGACAACCCUCACGUCGCUGCGUGGUUCAGUGGUCUCGUUGACGCUCUUUGUGCUUUAUCGUAUCCAGUUGGAAUCCACAAGGAGUGUAACACGAAUGCGGGUUCUGCGACCGUUGCGGGUUGUGGUGAUACGAAGAAAUGGGGACAGAAUGCGAAUUCGAGUAGUGGGGAGUUCGUGGUGCAUGCGGGGAGUAACCUUACCAUCUUUCCUAAUAUGGCAGGCGUGGAUCCAUCGACGCAGUGGUACGAAUUCUGUGAAGUAGCUGAGAGGAGGUUGCGGGACUUCGCACAUAGUUCCGGGGCUGUAGCAGCGGAAGCGUGGCAAGUGGAGCAGCACCCAGAGAUGGAAGAUGAAGCGACGGGACACUACGAUACUCUUCUCUUCCCGACCAUGCAGUGUGCACGCGCCAACAUUUUUCACGAUUCCUUCAUCGUGCAAAUGUUACUGAGGAUGGCACCACGGUCGACGCACAUCUACUUGGCCUCACCUUAUCUUAAUAUGUAUGGACACUUUGUCGAUGAGUUACUUGCCAGCAGUAGCCCCUACGAUUUCAUAACUGCUAGCGUCAGUACAAAUGGAUGGUACGGUUCGAAAGGCUUCGCUCGGUACAUACCUUACUUCUACCUGCAGUUGCAGCGAGCCUUCCGUUACUUAAUGAAGGAAUACAAGUGUGCACACCGUAUCCGCUUGCACGAGUUCAGUGCGGAGGGAAAGACAUACCACGCGAAAGGACUUUGGUUCAUGAAGGAUCAGAAACAAGGUGGUGCCCCGGUGGGAAGAGUGGGAAUUAGCAGCGCUUGCGCUGGUGGCGCAAACAAUAAUGAUGUCGUUAACUGCGAAGAAACGUGGGAUCAUGUAGGAGAGCCAUAUUUGGUGUCUUACGGCAGCACAAAUUACGGGUCCCGCUCCGUCCACAGAGAUGUGGAGGUGGAGGUGUUUUUGUACACAACAAACGAGGGGCUUCGAGGCGCUCUGCGGCAGGAUCUCAUUUCUCUUCUUCAAGAGUCGACAUCUGUGUCGGAUGAGCGAUUUGUCGGUAACGGCGAGGGUCGUUUUCAGCCUCUGGUUUCGCUUAUGGCACAAAUGGGGCAGGACCUUUUGUAG
Molecule: messenger RNA, 1848 nt
Organism: Trypanosoma brucei brucei TREU927
Lineage: Eukaryota; Euglenozoa; Kinetoplastea; Trypanosomatida; Trypanosomatidae
Product: phosphatidylglycerophosphate synthase-like protein, putative
Exons: 1
Coding region: 1-1848 (615 amino acids)
Biological process (GO): cardiolipin biosynthetic process
Cellular component (GO): mitochondrion
Molecular function (GO): CDP-diacylglycerol-glycerol-3-phosphate 3-phosphatidyltransferase activity
Source: RefSeq, a predicted model, not a curated record